Salvelinus namaycush (lake trout) is the source of this 2572-nucleotide messenger RNA. RefSeq names its product long-chain-fatty-acid--CoA ligase 4-like. The record is from RefSeq and is a predicted model, not a curated record. Gene Ontology annotation, molecular function: arachidonate-CoA ligase activity. The transcript is spliced from 14 exons. The coding region runs from base 218 to 2350 and encodes 710 amino acids. Lineage: Eukaryota; Metazoa; Chordata; Actinopteri; Salmoniformes; Salmonidae. Gene Ontology annotation, cellular component: lipid droplet; plasma membrane; endoplasmic reticulum. Gene Ontology annotation, biological process: long-chain fatty acid metabolic process; long-chain fatty-acyl-CoA metabolic process; neuron differentiation.
CCUGCUGUCUAUAGAGCUAGCAUCACAGACCUCUUGUGUCAAGCCUUUCCAUUGAGUCGUCUGGGUGCAUGUGCUGCUACCUGUCCAAUCUGUAGUUACCGCCACCUGCCGUGGCAAUCUUUCCAUGACCUGAGAGCUGAACCGUCUGAACUCUCCCUGAAGCAGACACUUCUCCCUCAAGUCUCUCUUUCUCUCCACUUCUGCCUCACCUUCAACCAUGACGUUCAAAGUUGACAUGCAUUACGUAGUCUUCUUGCCUGUGUACCUAUUGAUGUGGCUGUACACUCUCAUCACGUUUAUCCCAUGGUAUUUCCUCACUAAUGCUGGGAAGAAGAAAACCAUGGCCAAGAGAGAGAAAGCCAAGUCCACCACAGGCAAAGCAGAGGGCCCCUAUCGUUGUGUGGAGAACUUUGACAACCUGGCCCGGGAGGACUUUGAGGGAAAGGACACUCUAGACAAGCUGUUUGAGCAUGCAGUGCAGCGCUUCGGCAACGCAGACUGCCUGGGUACCAGGGAGCUCCUAAAUGAGGAGAACGAGAUGCAACCGAGUGGCAAGAUCUUUAAGAAGCUGAUCCUGGGGGAGUACAGGUGGCUGUCCUAUGAUGAGGUGGACCAGAUCAUCAGCCAUCUAGGUAGUGGACUAGCAGCCCUGGGCCAGCAGCCCAAGAGUACCAUCGCCAUCUUCUGUGAGACACGGGCAGAGUGGAUGAUCACUGCACAGGCCUGCUUCAGACACAACUUUCCAUUGGUCACUCUGUAUGCCACCCUGGGGGAGGAAGCUGUGGCCUAUGGGCUUAAUGAGUGUGGGGCCACACACCUGAUCACCAGCGCUGAGCUACUGGAGACUAAACUCAAGAAUGUUUUGCCAGAUAUGCGCAACCUGAAGCAUGUUAUAUAUGUGGACAACAAGAGCAUCAGCAGGGCGGGCUACCCUGAGGGCAUUCAGAUCUACAGCAUGCAGGCAGUACAGGAGUUGGGAGCCAAACCUGACAACUUGAGUGUAGCUGUGCAGCGCCCCCAGCCCACAGAUCUGGCCGUGGUCAUGUACACCAGCGGCUCCACAGGACGACCCAAAGGAGUCAUGAUCAUCCACAGCAACCUGAUCGCUGGCAUGACGGGCCAGUGUGAGAGGAUCCCAGGACUGGGGCCAAAGGAUACCUACAUUGGCUACCUGCCUCUAGCUCAUGUGCUGGAAAUGACUGCUGAGAUCUCAUGUAUGACGUAUGGCUGCAGGAUUGGCUACUCUUCUCCACAAACACUCUCUGACCAGUCAACAAAAAUCAAGAAGGGCAGUAAAGGAGACUGCUCUGUGUUGAGGCCUACUCUGAUGGCAGCUGUACCGGAAAUAAUGGACCGAAUCUACAAGAAUGUGAUGAACAAGGUGCAGGAGAUGAGCUAUGUGCAGAGGACACUUUUUAAACUGGGCUACAACUACAAACUGGAACAGAUCAAAAUGGGCUACGAUGCCCCACUCUGCAACAUGCUGCUGUUUAAGAAGGUGAAGGCUCAGCUGGGAGGGAACAUCAGGAUGAUGCUGUCAGGAGGAGCGCCCCUGUCCUCCGCCACCCAGCGCUUCAUGAAUAUCUGCUUCUGCUGCCCCGUGGGACAGGGCUACGGCCUCACAGAGACCUGCGGAGCAGGUACCAUCACAGAGGUUGCAGACUACAGCACUGGGAGAGUAGGAGCCCCCCUCAUCUGCUGUGAGGUGAAACUACGAGACUGGGUUGAGGGCGGAUACACCAGCCAGGACCAACCCCACCCCCGUGGAGAGAUCAUGAUUGGUGGGCCCAACGUUACCAUGGGUUACUAUAAGAGCGAGCACCUGAACAAUGACUUCUGGGUAGAUGAGCAGGGCCAGAGGUGGUUUUGUACCGGGGAUGUGGGGGAGAUCCACUCUGAUGGCUGUCUGCAGAUAGUGGACCGUAAGAAGGACCUGGUCAAACUACAGGCUGGAGAAUACGUGUCCUUGGGGAAAGUGGAGUCUGCUCUGAAGAACUGCCCCCUUAUUGACAACAUCUGUGCAUAUGCAAACAGUGACCAGAACUACGUGAUAAGCUUUGUGGUACCGAACCAGAAGCAGCUGACAACUCUGGCCAAUAACAACGGCAUAAGUGUUGCCUGGGAGGAGAUCUGUAACCACCCAGCCAUGGAGGAGGAGGUCCUGAAGGCCAUCAAAGAGGUGGCUGCCUCAAUCAAACUGCAGCGUUUUGAGAUCCCAGUGAAAGUGCGUCUAAGCCCAGAGCCCUGGACUCCUGAGACUGGCCUGGUGACAGAUGCAUUCAAACUGAAGAGGAAGGAGCUGAAGAAUCACUUUCAGACUGAUAUAGAGAGAAUGUACGGAGGAAAGUAGAGCCACCAUCUGAUCUAACCAAAGAACGGUUUCCUUACAACUUUCACCAGUGAUGUGUGUCUGAAUAAUAAUACUAUUUAUUUGUAUAGCGCUUUUCAUAAGAGUUAUCUCGAAGCUCUACAGAAAAAGCAACACUUGAGUGUAAAAAACAUUAGGAACACCUUCUUAAUAUUGAGUUGCACCCCGUUUUGCCCUCAGAACAUUCUCAAUUCGUCAGGGGAA